Molecule: messenger RNA, 1200 nt
Organism: Macadamia integrifolia
Lineage: Eukaryota; Viridiplantae; Streptophyta; Magnoliopsida; Proteales; Proteaceae
Exons: 5
Coding region: 300-938 (212 amino acids)
Source: RefSeq, a predicted model, not a curated record
GGGAUGGGAAGAGGGAUACUUAAAUCCUAGUUAAGUUUGCUUCUUCUUCUUUACUUGUUUCUGAUAUUUAUUUGGGAGCGAAGGUCGGAAGUCGGAACGGAGCUCCCGUCUGGGUUCUUAGUCUUUCCUUUUUUUUUUCUUCUUCUUCUUCUCGUAUUUAACGCAAUCGAUGAUCCUGAAAACCUUGAUUUAAAAACCCUAGCUGCGGAGUUGGUCGGUUGGUAGGCCCAAUCGAUUUCUAGAUCGUGCUUUGAAAGCUCUGAUCCAGCCUUCCGUUUCCCCAUUUCUCGCGCUUGAAGAUGGUGUCUGCUAAUCGGGAAAUGGCUGUUUUUUGCUUCGACACGCUUGUCGCUCAUUACAACAGUGAACAAGCACCUCCGCCGGCUUUUGAUGAGGGCCAACACCCAUUGUUUGUCACUUGGAAGAAAGUAUUGAAUGGUGGAGAGCCUCGCCUGCGUGGAUGUAUUGGAACUUUAGAAGCGCGUUGUUUGAUUAAUGGGUUCAGAGAUUAUGCUCUAACCAGCGCUCUAAGGGACCGUCGAUUUCCUCCCAUCCAGGCUAAAGAAUUGCCCUUUUUGGAAUGUACAGUUUCUGUUCUGACAAAUUAUGAAAAUGCUCUGCACUACCUUGAUUGGGAGAUAGGGAAGCAUGGCAUAAUUAUUGAGUUUACUGACCCUGACUAUAAUACACGACGAAGUGCAACAUAUUUGCCUGAGGUUGCUGCUCACGAAGGGUGGACAAAGAUGGAGUCAAUUGACUCACUGAUGCGCAAGGCGGGUUAUAAUGGUGCAAUCACCGAGUCACUCCGGAAGAGGAUCUCCCUGACUCGUUACCAGAGCACGAUCUACACCAUGCAUUACAGUGACUACGCCGCUUAUGUGAAGAAAAACAGAGGGGAGGCCCCUGCAAUUGCUGGGGGGAAGCCCAACAAUCAUUGAUUAACAUGAAACAGCUCUCAUUAAGACAGAUUAUGAACAGUUGGGUUUGGGAAGAAUUUGUGCAAGUGUUCCAGCCCAUCUUCUUAAAUCAUUGUCAUACUGUGUCCAUUAUUCUUCAAAUUCAUUUGAUUUGAAGAUUAAAUUGUUGUGUUCAAUUUAUGAAUUCCCUAAUGAUAUUCAGUCAGCCCUCAGACUUAAAUUUCUUUUAGACUGAGCUUAAUGUAAAUUGGUCCGUCGCAGUUCCUAGUGUUUUCUUGAAAAA